GUUGUUUUGUAUCUCAAGUAGUAUUAACACCUUAUAAAAAACCAAAAAAAAAAUAAUAAUAAAGCUAGAAAUUGGCGUUGAAUUCUCUAUAAGAGUAUAAAGAAUAAUAUGGGAUUGUAUAGUGGGCGUGCGGGCUUUAUUAUCCGAAUAAUUCGUUCCCGUGGGAGGUAGAAAUUCAGUUGUCGCCUUUCUUGACGUUUUGAAACCAAACCAUGUGGUGUCAUGUACCCUAACAACGUGGGGAAUAAUCAAGUAAGCCAACCAACAACACACAAAAACCCCCAUGCCCUUCUUUCUAUCUAUCCUUCCAUCGCGGGUAUUCGUCUCUCGGCUCUUUUGUUUGUUCCAUUUUUUCUCAGCUUUGAUCGGUUCAGCCCCAGUCUAACCCCCCCUUGCAACCUUUUUUUUUGGUGGGGGGGGAACGUUUGA
Molecule: messenger RNA, 429 nt
Organism: Periconia digitata
Lineage: Eukaryota; Fungi; Ascomycota; Dothideomycetes; Pleosporales; Periconiaceae
Source: the annotation of a GenBank genome assembly